AUGACAUUCAGGGAGAACUCCGCAACCGCCGGUGAGCAGCUCGACGGCAACAACAGGGACUACGACAAGAAAUUCGGCCCGUACUGUGACGUACCAGCAUCACCGUUGUCGUCAUCGUCAUCAUCCCUCGCCGGCGACGAUGAUGACGGCACCGAUCUGCUCGCGCCAUCCGAGACGAUGAGUCCACCGCCGUACCACGGAAUGCCGGACUGGAACACGUCCAACGGAGAUGACACAGCAGAACCCUGCCACCCCUUCUGGACCGCCUGGCACGACAUAGCCCGCGGCGCAGGCCUGAUUACCGCGGCUGGUUUUAAGGUGCCGCUUGUGGUCGUCGAUGGCGUGGCAAAGGGGCUGUGGUCUAUACCCCUGUUGUGCGGAGACGAGACGGCGCGGGACUGGCCGGAUGUGACGGGGGUUCGGACGGGGUGUGUUGCUGCUGCGGAGGGCCUAUACCACGGUCUCUACGACGGCCUGACGGGCUGGGUUAUCCUGCCUUACAAAGGCGCGAGGAAGGGAGGCGUCAAGGGUUUCGUCAAAGGGUGUGCGAAGGGGUUGGUUGGGUUGGUUGUGAAGCCGGCUUCUGGCGCCUUGGGCUUGGUUGGACAUCCCCUUUUUGGGGUGUACAAGGAGGCGCUGGCGGCUAAGGUCAAGGUCAAGGUGGUCGUGAGGCGCGAGCGGAGGCCGAGGAGGGGGGUUGUGUCGUUGGUCUGA
This is a messenger RNA of Anthostomella pinea, 714 nucleotides long. The record is from the annotation of a GenBank genome assembly. Lineage: Eukaryota; Fungi; Ascomycota; Sordariomycetes; Xylariales; Xylariaceae.